UGUGCAAUCGCGUGAUACACACGCUUUUUGAUUCAUUUGACAUGAUUGAACAUAUAAGGUUACACAUGGUCCGUUAGAGAAUAUCACAUACAAUUAUGUCUAUUCAUUAUCUUAAUUUUGUUUUCAAUGAGUUUUUAUGUACCCGGACUUAAUGAAAAAAGAGAAAAUGAAUCUUGCAGUCAUCAGGUCUUCUGUAGCUAUUCUUGGACUUUGUUUGGCAUUUAUGACAUUAUUUCUGUCGCAAUGUGAAGGGAGAGGCAGUAUCUACUCGAUCAACAUCAGUUGCCCGGACGGCUUCAUGCAGGCAGUCAACAGCUGCUACUACUUCAACACGGAUCAGCUCCUGACAUGGGACCAGGCGAGGACGGAGUGCUCCCUUAGGAACGCCGAUCUCACGGUGAUCGGAAACAGGGACCAGCUGAACUGGCUGAACACACAGACUGAGGAAUACUCUACUGAUGGCUGGUGGAUAGGCCUCAAGUACAUGGGGUCGACCUUCGACUGGGUCCAAUAUGGUGGUGAUAAAACUCUAAUAGAUUGGCGAAACGAACCGGACGACUAUGACAACCAGGACUGUGAUGCCAUUAACGAGUUCGGCAAGUUCAGUGACGAGUACUGCAGGUCAAAGCUGGGCUUCAUCUGCUCCUACCCUAUCCAGCCAGGGGAUGAGUGCCCGACCAAUGAGCAGACGUGGCUGUUUGCGAGUGCAUCCUGUUUCUUCAUCAGCCCCCUCCUGAACAGCUCCCUCUACCUCAACUGGACGGACGCAAAGACGUACUGCGCCAACUUAAUACCGAGCAAAUCAACUCAGCUGAUGGCGCUGAAAAGUUAUGAUGACUUGUUAAGCCUUCAGAGCCUGCUGUCGACGUACAACAAGAACGUGCUGCUGCCCUGGUGGACGGGACUCAAUGACCAACAGACAGAGGGAGAAUACCGCUGGGUGGACGGCACGCUGGCCAACGGCUCACUCAUCAACUGGGAUUUGGCGCCAAGUGCUGACCGCUCGCAGCAUCAGGAUUGUGGCGUCAUGUAUCAAGACGGUAGCAUUGAUGACGUCACGUGUGAUAAGCGCGCGCAUUAUAUAUGCGGAAUGUCGGCGUUCCAAGGAUACGUUGACCUAGGAUGCGGAUCUUGGUUGCGGGGCGGCACCUCGUGUUACCUGCUCGGGAAAGGCAAUUUAGUCACGUGGACAGAUGCACGUGACAGCUGCGCACGCGCGGGAGCUCACUUGUUGAAAGUAGACAGCUUUAACGAAAAGGCCUGGUUGGAGGGGCAGUACAUAGGGUCGUACGGGUUCUGGACCGGGCUCAACAAGCCCCAGGGCGGCUCCUCCUGGGUGUGGCAGGACAACACGCAGGCAGCGGACACUUAUGUAAAAUGGAAUUCUGAGCCAAACAACAAUGCGGGCAAAGAAGACUGUGUUGAAAUCCACAGAGACGGUCUGUAUAAUGACCUUGACUGCAAUGCGAAGGCAGCCUUCAUAUGCGAAUACCCGCUGCCUUAUGGAACUCCCUGCGUAACUGGCUGGUUCCAGUGCCAGCAGUCGUGUUACUACCUUAGCCCAGCAAAUUACAGUCUUACAGUCACGUGGUUUGAGGCCUAUCAGCGCUGCCAGGACCUCCUGGCGGGACUGGGGCCGGACGGAAACAGCUUGCAGUCCAACCGCCUGGCGGUCAACAGCGGCGAUGAGGCGGCCUGCGUCAACACGCAGCUUCAGACUUUACCAGUCGGCGCCCCCGGGUACUGGACCGAUCUGUCGGAUCUGGCGGUGAAAGGCAUCUGGCAGUACUCGUCUGCAACCGACAAUCCACCAGACAUGUCGCUUAUAAACUGGGCAAAAGAACCGAACAACGUGAACGGUAACGAAAGUUGUGCCGUCAUAUACGACGGUGGUUUCUAUAACGACGUGAACUGUGUGCAACAGUUCUACUACAUCUGCGAGCGAACAGCAACAACUGUGAGUUCCUCGGCGUCUGUUCUCCAUUCGUCCUGGACUGGAGCUAAACUCUUCGUUGGACUCGUAAUGUUAAUUCAGAAACUUCUUCGUCUACAACGAUUACUUUAGCGCAUAUGAUAUUAAUAUGGCCCCUAUAAAAAGAAUGUGACACACAGAUGUUUUUCAAACAUUCACGGUACAAACGCGAACAACAUAUGUUGGAGACACUUUACUUUUUUUUGCAGUUGGAGCUAUUGAGUCGUUAUUGUUAAGAUGUGUGUAGUGUAAAUAAAAAUGUUUAGUGUACUUUUGUGUCUCAUAUUACAAGUAUAGUCAUAUACAUGUACUUUGGAAGUGCAUUUUCAUUUAUAGAUGUAAACAAUGCUGCAAAAGUCUAAAUACAUGCACCAUAAAUGUUAAUUACCAGACGAUAUAAUCUGUGUAUCUUAACUGUCCCUAUUUUAAUUAAUGUGUUUCUUUUUCACAUAUAUUGUUUUUGUAAUAAAUAAGUUCACCCAUA
This is a messenger RNA of Dreissena polymorpha, 2456 nucleotides long. RefSeq names its product macrophage mannose receptor 1-like. Lineage: Eukaryota; Metazoa; Mollusca; Bivalvia; Myida; Dreissenidae. The record is from RefSeq and is a predicted model, not a curated record. The transcript has 15 exons. Gene Ontology annotation, molecular function: signaling receptor activity. The coding region runs from base 137 to 2065 and encodes 642 amino acids.